GCAUAAUGUUUCAAAUUGUUACCCAUGUAGGUACGAAAUUUACAGCGAUAGUUGAAUUCAAAUUCGCGAAGUGAUAAAAUAAAACAACACAAAUUAUUUUUCAACUGUUUUUAUAAUGAAUAAUUCGUGGAUCGAGAAAGUAAUUUUCAACUUUUUUACAACAAAUAUCGAUCAUUUUGGCGAAAGAAGCGCUUAUCAUGGAUUCGAAGGCAAGAACUUGAUUCAAAACUCUCCAGAUGGUUUUCAAUCCGAUCAGCUUCACGGUAAUAUUCUUUACACAGAUGAACAAGGCACCAUUCGUAGAUCAAACCCGAUCUUUAUCAAAUUAACACCCGAUAACCCAAUUACAUACAGUAACUUUGGUUCACUCGCAUUUGCCAACGAGAUUAAUUUUUAUUCGAAAAUAGUGCCCAUUAUGGAGACCUUCGAUGAUUCAUUUUCUUCCCUAUUUCCGAAAUUUUUUCACGGUGAAAUGAUGUUCAACCGCAAGGCAAACAAAUCAGCGAUCAUUUUCGAAGAUGUACGAACUCGUGAUUACAAAAUGACAGAAAAAAAGUCGUUUCUCGAUUUUCAACAUUUGGCAUUAAUGAUGCGUAAACUAGGUGCAUUUCACGCCUAUUCUUAUAAAGCUAAAAACACUUCACCUGACUUGUUUCAUCCAAUGGCUGAUAUUUUUCAAGAGAUAAAUUUGUUUGUUAACAAAGAAGGAGGUGAUUUUUUGAGAGUAUCUGCCCAACGUGGAUUUGAGCUACUUCGAGAAAAUGUCGAAUACAAACAAUAUGUGCCCAAGAUUGAAGCUAUGAUUGAGAAUGCUGACGAUGUUUUUGCGCAGAUUUUAACCAGUGGUCGAGACGAUCCUAUAUCGGUAAUUAUUCACGGUGAUUAUUUAAGAAAUAAUUUAAUGUUUCGAUAUCGCGAUAAUAUUCCUCAAGAUUUAAUUAUGAUUGACAUGGCUACGUGUCGUUAUGCAUCUCCUGUAAUUGAUUUGACCAUCGUUCUGUAUUUAAAUGCGGAUCAGGCAACCAGAAACAAAUAUUGGGAUAAAUUAAUCGACGAAUAUUACACAGCACUACAAGGAACGUUCCCAGAAAAUAAAGUUCCGUCUAAAAGUGAAAUUAUGUCUAAUUUUGUGGGUACAUCGUUUUAUGCGUACUUGGUAGCGAGUUAUUUUUUACCUAGAUUGAUGGAAAUUGAUUAUAAGAUUCCAUUGCCUCCAGAUGUAGACCCAGAUGUAGCCCGGAGUUAUCGUGAACGUAAAUUUCAUGAAAUAUCAAUGGAAAUGUGGUACAGAUUAACAAAGGUCAUUGGUGGAGAGCGAAGCACUCAGGAAUUGUAUAACGUACUGCUUGAUAUGAUCGAUAGGGGAUUUAUUUGUAUCUAA
This is a messenger RNA of Planococcus citri (citrus mealybug), 1381 nucleotides long. RefSeq lists its product as uncharacterized. The transcript has a single exon. Lineage: Eukaryota; Metazoa; Arthropoda; Insecta; Hemiptera; Pseudococcidae. The coding region runs from base 116 to 1381 and encodes 421 amino acids. The record is from RefSeq and is a predicted model, not a curated record.